UAUAUAUAAACCUCAGGUAACUCUCUGCAACUUCUCAUUCUCUUCUCUUUAUCUCUUUUUCAUUCGAGGAAAGACCUCCAAAGAAAAAGAAAUGGUGAAGUUCUCAAAGCAACUGGAAGCUCAAUUGAUUCCAGAAUGGAAGGAUGCGUUUGUGAAUUACUGGCAACUGAAGAAAAACGUGAAGAAGAUAAAGCUAUCGAGAAACAGAGUAUCAAUAGAUAUCCAAGAGGAAGAUGAGUAUGGCUUCUCAAUCUUGGAUCCAAUUCGCUUCAUUGCCAAGAACCUUUCUAACCGAUUCCGUAACGGUAGUCAGAAAAGCAAGAUACUUCAGGUGACGAGUAUUAACCGAGGAGAGGGAGAUGAGGAAAAUAUCUAUCAAACAGAGCUUGCACAGCUCUUUUCUGAAGAAGAUGAGGUUAAAGAGUUCUUCUGGAGAUUGGAUGAAGAGUUAAACAAAGUGAAUCAGUUCUACAAAACCAAAGAACGUGAGUUCAUGGAGAGAGGAGAGAUCCUUAACAAGCAGCUUCAGAUACUCCUUGACCUCAAACAAGUCCUCAAUGAUCAUCACCGGAGAAAUCUCCAAUCCAAAUCGGAUUCCGGAACUCCCACUCGCUCAUCCUCCGGCCGGAGCUCCGACUAUUCAGAAGGCAUGACAGAACUUGAUGAGACACAAUCUGAGGCCUCAACGACGGAUGAUGUGAUCGCAGCCUUUGAGAGAAACGGUGUAAACGUUAUCAGUGCGGCGAUGCGGACAAAGGCGAAGAAGGGGAAGCCUAAGACGGCAGUGAGGAUUGAUAUCCCGGCAACAACACCGACACGAACGAUCACGGCGAUCACAUCGAUGCUUUGGGAAGAUCUAGUGAAUAACCCUAAGAAAGAAGGUCCAGGAGAUUUCAUUAACAGGAAGAAGAUCCAGUGUGCUGAGAAAAUGAUUAGAGGUGCCUUUGUGGAGCUCUACAAAGGGCUUGGCCUCCUCAAGACUUACAGAUCAUUGAAUAUGUUGGCUUUCACAAAGAUACUAAAAAAGUUUGACAAGGUAGCAAACCAACAAGCAUCGGAGGAAUAUUUGAAAGUGGUGAAGAGGUCGCAUUUUGUCAGCUCCGAUAAGGUGGUAAGAUUAUCAGAUGAAGUGGAAUCCAUCUUCACGAAGCACUUUGUAAACAAUGAUAGAAAGAAAGCAAUGAAGUUCUUAAGACCUCAACAACAGAAAGAUUCUCAUAUGAUCACUUUUUUAGUAGGUCUCUUCACUGGUUGUUUUGUGACACUCUUCAGUGUUUAUGCAUUCUUGGCACACUUGUUGGGUAUGUUCUCUUCCAAAACAGAUGCCGGAGGAUAUGUGGAAACCAUCUAUCCUGUUUUCAGCACAUUUGCAUUGCUUAGCUUGCACUUGUUCUUGUAUGGAUGCAACAUUUUCAUGUGGAAGAACACAAGGAUCAAUUACAACUUCAUUUUUGAGUUCUCUCCAAGCACUGCUCUCAAGUACAGAGACCUCUUCUUGAUCUGCACCUCCUUAAUGACUGCAGUCGUCGGAGCCAUGGUUGUUCAUCUCCUCUUAAGAUCCAAUGGUUUCUCACCAACUCAAGUCGAUGCCAUUCCCGGAAUUCUCCUUCUUUUCUUCAUAGGGGUACUCAUAUGCCCAUUCAACAUUUUCUACCGAUCAACCCGAUACUACUUCAUCCGGGUUAUCCGUAACAUUGUUUGUUCCCCAUUGUACAAGGUAUUAAUGGUAGAUUUUUUCAUGGCUGACCAAUUGACUAGCCAGAUUCCAUUGCUGAGACACAUGGAGUCUACAGCUUGUUACCUCCUUGCAGGUAGCUUCAAAACUCAUCAAUACCAGACCUGCCAUUCUAGCAAGACAUACAGGGAGCUUGCUUAUGUUAUUUCAUUUUUACCAUACUAUUGGCGUGCAAUGCAGUGUGCAAGAAGAUGGUUUGAUGAAGGUGAUGUAAAUCACUUGGCUAAUUUGGGGAAAUAUGUAUCGGCAAUGGUAGCAGCCGGUGCGCGGUUGACAUUUGUAAUGCAGCCUACCUUGCUUUGGAAGGUCAUGGUCAUAGCUACCUCCUCUAUAGCAACAAUCUAUCAAUUAUAUUGGGAUUUUGUUAAAGAUUGGGGAUUCCUCAACCCUAAUUCCAAGAACCCAUGGCUUAGGGAUGAACUAAUCUUAAAGAACAAGAGUAUCUACUAUGUUUCCAUUGUCAUAAAUUUGGUUCUAAGAUUAGCUUGGGUAGAGACUGUCAUGCAUUUUAAUCUCGGAUCGGUUGAGUAUCGCCGGUUGCUCGACUUUUUCUUGGCCUCACUUGAGAUAAUCCGGCGCGGGCAUUGGAAUUUCUACAGGUUGGAGAAUGAGCAUUUGAACAAUGUUGGCAAGUUUAGGGCAGUUAAGACGGUUCCUUUACCGUUCCGCGAGACAGAUUCAGAUGACUGAAAGGACAUUAUAAGUCAUAGACAUGUACAGAAGUCCCAAGACAUACAGAAGAAGGCAUUCAAAGUUUGGUUUCAUGUUAUGAGAAUGAAGAACAUUUUCUUUGACAAUGGAACUAUGCCUUUGCUCAUCUUAAGCUGAGUGUGAAGGAAAACUUGAACAGCAAGGUUCCUAAUUUCAGUGAAAGAUGAGCUAUGCCACUUCACUUGUUUGUCUUGUUGAUAUCUUUUGUACAUUAGAUCAUUUCUUCAAGAUUUAAUUGUAAUUGUUAAUGUUCAAUAGGAAGUGUUCCU
Molecule: messenger RNA, 2715 nt
Organism: Telopea speciosissima
Lineage: Eukaryota; Viridiplantae; Streptophyta; Magnoliopsida; Proteales; Proteaceae
Product: phosphate transporter PHO1-like
Exons: 15
Coding region: 92-2425 (777 amino acids)
Biological process (GO): cellular response to phosphate starvation; phosphate ion transport
Cellular component (GO): trans-Golgi network; Golgi apparatus; plasma membrane
Molecular function (GO): inositol hexakisphosphate binding
Source: RefSeq, a predicted model, not a curated record